AUGUCCCAGCACCUGGACUCGGGCAUUGUCCCGUACGACGACAAGGACGAGAAGAAUGCGACUGUCACGACGGCGGUUGUUGGACCUCCCGUUGCUGAAGACGAUGUGGCCAAGAAUGACCUCGAGCUCGUGAGCGCCGACCUCGAGGAUCUCGAGAUGAAGGCCAACGCCAUGUCCAACGAGCGGGCCCGACACAUCAUUGCAAAACUGUACAAGAUCCACCAGCACGACCAGAACUUUCCCCGCACAGCCCUCGACAGGAUGCAAGAAUUCCUCAACAGGCCCGAGCACGAGACGCAGGAACUCGCAAAGACCAACUCGCACGACGAGCUGCUCAAGGAGAUGAAGCUGGAGGCUGUGCUGGCCACCGACAACUCGCCGUACCUCGAGGUCCGCGCUAAUGUUGACCCCACCGACGACCCCACCCUCCCGUCUCUCACUUUCCGUGUUCUUAUCCUCGGUACCCUCCUUUCGGGACUCGGCUCUUUCGUCGACACACUGUUCGCCAACCGCCUUCCCUCGGUGUUUAUCAGUGCCAAUGUCGCCCAGUUGAUUGCGUAUCCUUGCGGAAGGUUUAUGGAGCGCGUCCUGCCCACGAAGAAGUUUACGACGUUUGGCAGAGAGUGGUCGUUCAACCCCGGUCGCUUCAACGCCAAGGAGCACAUGUUGAUCGCGAUCAUGGCUAAUGUCUCGUUCUCGUCUGGCUACACGAACAGUAUCAUCCCCACGCAGGCCAUGCCCUUCUUCUUCAACAUGGAGUUUGCCCGCUCUUUUGGCUACCAGUUCCUCAACACGGUCGGCUUCACCUUUGUGGGUUACGGUCUUGCCGGCCUGACCCGCCGUUUCCUCGUCUACCCUUCAGUAGCUAUCUGGCCCUCUGCCUUCGCCCAGAUCGCGCUUAACCGCUCGUUCCACACUGAGAAGAACGAGCCCGUAAAGGGCCCAUUCGGCAUCUGGCGCAUCUCACGCGAGAAAUUCUUCCUCGUGACUUUCAUCAUGAUGUUUGUCUACUUCUGGUUCCCCGGUUACCUUUUCCAGGCCCUCUCGUACUUUAGCUGGAUGACGUGGAUUUCGCCCAACAACGUCAACCUCGCGGCCAUCACCUCCUUUGCCGGCGGCAUGGGCCUCAACCCAUGGCCCACAUUCGACUGGAACGUCCCAAACGCCAACGGUACCAUCCCCCUCACCCUCCCUACUUUUACCAUCAUGAACCAGUUUAUUGGUGUCCUCCUGGCCGCCCUCGUCUCCAUUGCCUUUUGGUACUCGAACGCCUGGAACACUGGAUACCUCCCUAUCAACUCGAACAAGACGUGGUCGAACGCCGCAACCCGCUACAACGUCUCCAAGAUUCUCGACGUACACAGCAACUUUGACAACGCAAAGUACCAGCAGUACUCGGAGCCAUGGAUGGGCGCCGCAUACAUUGUCUGCUUCAUCCUCUACUUUGCCAUGUAUGCUGCGACUCUCAUGUACGUCAUCCUGUACCACCGCCACGACAUGGUCAUGGGCUGGAAGAGCCUUAAGAAGACGUUCCGCAACCCGUUCCGCAAGAACCGAAACGCCGUGGCUGUGGACGAAGAUGAUGACCUCUUCUUCGAAGACGUCCACAUGCGCCUCAUGCGAGUAUACCCCGAAGUUCCCGAGUGGCAGUACCUUAUCGUCCUUCUGAUCGCCAUGGCCUGUGGCAUGAUCGGUCUCGGCAUUUACCCGACCGAUGUUUCUCCCGCAAUUGUACUCUUCGGUGUCAUCAUGCCUCUUAUCGUCAUUGUGCCAUGUGGUUUGAUCCAGGCCAUCACCGGCAUGCCCAUCCCCCUUAACGUUCUUGCAGAGUUCAUCGGUGGUGCCAUCAAGCCUGGAAGCGCAAACUCGCUCAUCUACUUCAAGACGUACGGCUACAUUGCCGCCUAUCAGGCACUGGCCUUUUCCUCGGACCUCAAACUUGCCCACUACCUCAAAAUCCCUCCCCGCCACACUUUUGCCAUGCAGAUCUGGGCAACCGUCAUCUACUGCUUCAUCUGUGCAGGCCUUCAGAACUACAUCCUGGGCUUCAAGGACGUAUGCACGUCGGCCGCAAAGUUCGGCAUGAGCUGCCCCGGCGCCAACACGUUCUUUACCUCGGCCGUGUUCUGGGGCACCCUUGGUCCAGUGCGCCUCUUUGGUCCUGGAAAGCGAUACACCCUCAUGCUCCUUGGUUUCCCCAUUGGUCUCGUCACCGUCCUGGCCUACUGGGCUCUGCGUAAGGCGUUCCCCAGGAAGGAGUGGAUCCGCCAGCUCCACCCCGUCAUGAUCUUCAACGGUGGUGCAUACUGGGGCCCACCCCUCAACAUGUCCUACUUUAUUGGCAACGUUUACAUCACCGUCUUCUCGUUCCAGUUUAUCCGCAAGCGAUACACCGCCUUCUGGGCAAAGUACAACUAUGUCCUCGCAGCGUCGUUCCCGGCCGGUAUCGCUAUUGCCGCCCUGGUCAUUUUCUUCGGUACGGCCAUCCCCAAGGACGGACUGUAUGCCACGAUCGAGUGGUGGGGUAACGAUGUCCUCGGCGUCGGGUGCGAGGGGGGCGGUUGCCCACGCCUCACGCUCCCCAAGGGCGAUGUGUUCGGUGCGCCUGUUGGCAGCGGCAAGUUCACGUAA
Molecule: messenger RNA, 2631 nt
Organism: Cutaneotrichosporon cavernicola
Lineage: Eukaryota; Fungi; Basidiomycota; Tremellomycetes; Trichosporonales; Trichosporonaceae
Exons: 7
Coding region: 1-2631 (876 amino acids)
Biological process (GO): transmembrane transport
Cellular component (GO): plasma membrane
Molecular function (GO): oligopeptide transmembrane transporter activity
Source: RefSeq, a predicted model, not a curated record